AGGCCACUACUUGGAGGUGAUUGAAUUGGACAGUAUGAUUUCGGCCAGCUUAGAAGAGCUAGAGUUCAGACUUUUGAAUGUGAAUAAUAAUGUCGCAGUACGUAUACGUAGUAUAUUUGGAUUCAAAGGAUUAGGAGGUCAUAAGGCAGUGGAAGUUUUGAGUCGUUGUCUUCUUCAGGACCCAUCCUGCUUGGUACGGCAUGAGGCGGCAUAUGCACUAGGACAAAUGCGUGAAGUAGAGGGUUUAAACGUUCUUUAUCGUUGUCUUCUUGACGAGAGUGAGGAUCCCAUGGUGAGGCAUGAAGCCGCAGAGGCAAUUGGAGCCAUCGGGAAGAAGUCGAGUGUUGGUAUUCUUCAAAAGGCACUCGUCGAUUCAAGUAGAGAAGUUAGAGAAACUUGUGAGUUGGCCAUUAAAAGAAUAUUGUCAACUCAACACCUCGAAGAAAAUGAUAAGUUGUCGUCGGUUGGAACUUUAGAUCCUGUCCCUUCCAGUAAUCUUUUGUCGCAGAUGAGCACAAUAGAGAUAGGUGAGAGGUUUCUAGAUCCUUCGUUAACGCUUUUCGAAAGAUACGGUUGCUUGUUUGAGCUUCGAGAACGAGCUUCUCCAGAUGCAGUUUCCUACCUUUGCAAAGGUUUUAAUGAUGAUAGCGCAUUGCUGAAGCACGAAAUAGCUUUUGUUCUUGGACAACUUAGUAAUGCCCAAGCAACAGAAAGCUUAAUGCGGAUAGUUUCUAAUCCUGAUGAACAUUAUAUGGUUAGACAUGAAGCUGCAGAAGCCCUCGGUUCCAUGGCCACGGAAGAGGUGGUUAAGUUUUUGCGUCAGUAUUUAUCGGAUGAGAAUAUUGUGGUACGUGAGAGUUGUGAAGUUGCUCUGGACAUGUGCGAUUUUUAUCUUUCGGAGGACUUUCAUUAUACCGACGUACUGAUUCCGUCUACUUGAGACUCGCUCCUGUAUUAUGAAAUGUCA
Molecule: messenger RNA, 967 nt
Organism: Galdieria sulphuraria
Lineage: Eukaryota; Rhodophyta; Bangiophyceae; Galdieriales; Galdieriaceae
Product: deoxyhypusine monooxygenase
Exons: 3
Coding region: 35-940 (301 amino acids)
Biological process (GO): peptidyl-hypusine biosynthetic process
Molecular function (GO): deoxyhypusine monooxygenase activity
Source: RefSeq, a predicted model, not a curated record